CAAAAAGCAGAUUAGUUUCCGAUUAAUUUUUAAUUGACAGCAACCUCUACAGAUUUCUGUGCCACAAAAGUACCGCCCAAAUUCAAAUUCAAUAACUAUCGAUAGGAUAAUCUCUACUCAAGAUAUAUUUACCGUUUGAAAUCUAUAAGGAUUUUUGUCAUACAGCCCAGUGGUCACUCUUAAACGAAGCGCAAUGUUUUCCUACAAGUUUCCUUGCGGGGAUUUCCAAACCCUAACAACCAUGACUGAAACCGGGAUCACCUUCGAUCCACCAGUGUACGAACAGCGCUACUGUGCAGCCAUUCAGAUCCUGGAGGACUCCCGCUGGAAGGACCACAUCAAAAAGGUUGUAGAGUUCGGCUGUGCCGAAAUGCGCUUUUUCCAGCUUAUGCGUCGCAUUGAGACAAUCGAAAACAUUCUACUGGUUGAUAUAGACGAGCCCUUGCUAAGGAAAAAUUCAACAAGCGUUAAUCCCUUGGUAUCGGACUAUAUAAGGCACCGUUUGGGUCCUCUCAACGUCCGAAUUCUUCAGGGAAGCGUUGCAGAUUCUUCGGAAGAAUUGCGAGAUACAGAUGCCGUAGUUGCCUUGGAACUAAUCGAGCAUGUGUACGACGAUGUUCUGUCCAAAAUCCCAUCCAAUGUAUUUGGUUUUAUGCAGCCCAAAUUGGUGGUCUUCAGCACCCCAAACUCAGAUUACAACGUAAUCUUUACGCGCUUCAAUCCAUUGCUGCCGAAUGGAUUUCGCCAUGACGAUCACAAGUUCGAAUGGACCCGGGAGGAGUUCAAAACCUGGUGCUUAAGCAUUGUUGAGAAGUAUCCGAACUAUAUGUUCUCCUUAUUGGGAGUGGGGAAUCCGCCCAAGGACAUUGAAUCCGUGGGUCAUGUGUCCCAGUUAGCUGUCUUCGUUCGCAAGGACUUUCUGGAGAUGCAGCUGGAGAGUUCUUUGGUCACCACACCUAAGCUUGAUGAAGAAUCGACUCCAUACAAGCUCAUUCAUUCCGUCGACUAUCCCUUUCAUAAGGAUACACGUACCGAAAAGGAAAAGAUCUGGACCGAAGUCCAGAUUGAGUUGCAGCGAUUCAAAAGAAUGGCUAAUUUUUCUGAGAAUGAGCAGGAUCCUUUCCAGGACACCUAUAAAAUGUCAAUUGAAGACCUAUUAGAACGCCUACACUACGUAGGAGCCACUAAAGAUGUUUUGGUGGAAUUACUACAAGAGAACAACAUAAAAGUUGAGGAUGAACACGUUGUAAUGGAAGAUUCCGAUUACUCCGAUGAGGAAUCGCAGUGGUUCGAUCCUUGUGACUUGUCUGAACGUCUUUCCCAGGAGGCUGUGUUGAUCGAUCAGGAUCAAGAAGAAGAGGAAUGCUGGGACUUGAGUCCUGAAACUUAACUUAAGACGCAAAAAACUCUAGGACUAACUGCUACUAAAUUUUAAACUAGCAACAAUUUUACGUGCAAAAAUUGGUUUAAAACCAUUUUGAAAAGUCGAACCAAAUUUGUUUUACUAACAUUUUUAAGAAAGUUUUGUUUUACUUUUAAAAAUUUUUUAGCACCUAAAUCGUCAAAUUAAAAACUCUAUUUUCUCAGAGUAUAUCUUAGUUAAAAUAUAUUUGGCAAAAAAACAGUUAGCUUAC
This is a messenger RNA of Drosophila gunungcola (fruit fly), 1634 nucleotides long. It is a transcript of the gene Hen1, whose product is annotated as small RNA 2'-O-methyltransferase. The record is from RefSeq and is a predicted model, not a curated record. The transcript is spliced from 3 exons. Gene Ontology annotation, molecular function: RNA methyltransferase activity; O-methyltransferase activity. The coding region runs from base 194 to 1390 and encodes 398 amino acids. Gene Ontology annotation, biological process: siRNA processing; piRNA processing; RNA methylation. Gene Ontology annotation, cellular component: cytoplasm; nucleus. Lineage: Eukaryota; Metazoa; Arthropoda; Insecta; Diptera; Drosophilidae.